UCGCUCUGCCCCGGGCUGGGCACCGGCACCGGACCGGGCCGGGCCGGGCGCGCAGGGAGGUAAACGCAUCGGCGGUUCCUCAACGCCGCAUUCGCCGGGCGUUGUGACGAUGAAUGACUGGGCCCCCAUAGCAAAGGAGUACGACCCCCUCAAAGCUGGCAGCAUUGAUGGCACGGAUGAAGAGCCCCACGACCGUGCCAUAUGGAGGGCUAUGCUGGCACGCUACGUACCCAACAAGGGAGUUACAGGAGAUCCUCACCUCACCCUGUUCGUAGCAAGGCUCAAUCUUCAGACAACAGAAGAGAAGAUAAAAGAGGUCUUUUCCCGAUAUGGAGACAUCAGAAAGAUCCGUCUGGUUCGAGACCUGGUCACAGGAUUUUCCAAGGGUUAUGCGUUUAUUGAGUACAAAGAGGAGCGUGCUCUCCUGAAGGCCCACAGAGACGCCAACAGGCUGGUUAUUGAUCAACAUGAGAUCUUUGUAGACUUUGAACUGGAAAGAACUCUCAAAGGAUGGAUUCCUCGGAGGCUUGGAGGUGGGUUUGGAGGCAAAAAAGAAUCCGGGCAGCUACGGUUUGGAGGACGGGACAGACCUUUCCGAAAACCCAUCAAUUUGCCAAACAUGAAAAAUGAUUUCUAUGGAGAAGGAUCGGCAGAGAAAAGAAACUGGUCUCGUGAGGGAACAAGGGACUGGAGAACAAGGGACCGGGACCAUGAAAGGAGCAGAGACAAGCGAUGGCCAGAAAGGGAGCGGUCGUGGACUUGGGGUGAAAGUGAGAGGGAGAGGGACUCCAAAGAGGAGAGGAGCAGAGGGAGGGAGAGGAAGGACAGAGACAGGAAGGACAGGGAUAGAGACCGGAGCAGGGAAAGAGAUACCAAGAAACAAAGAGAUGAUGACAAGCAUCGAUAGGCGACAGUGCCUUCUCCUUGGGCUAUGUUAUCUCCUCUUACAUCCACGCUGUUUCAGUUGGAGGUGUUGCCUUCAGCUUGGGGCUGUAAGCAGCAUUCCCAGAGCAAGCUGUGGCAUUACGGUCUUGUGCCUGCGACUCUCGCCUGCUAGAAGCUCUCGGUACUUUGGUUGCUAAUGCAGUUAAGAUAUGUGUUGAAUUGUUCUUCAGAGAAAAUAAACUUUUGUAUUAAUA
Molecule: messenger RNA, 1139 nt
Organism: Harpia harpyja (harpy eagle)
Lineage: Eukaryota; Metazoa; Chordata; Aves; Accipitriformes; Accipitridae
Gene: SNRNP35
Product: small nuclear ribonucleoprotein U11/U12 subunit 35
Exons: 2
Coding region: 110-907 (265 amino acids)
Biological process (GO): mRNA splicing, via spliceosome
Cellular component (GO): U12-type spliceosomal complex; precatalytic spliceosome
Molecular function (GO): mRNA binding; snRNA binding
Source: RefSeq, a predicted model, not a curated record